Molecule: messenger RNA, 5136 nt
Organism: Myxocyprinus asiaticus (Chinese sucker)
Lineage: Eukaryota; Metazoa; Chordata; Actinopteri; Cypriniformes; Catostomidae
Product: serine/threonine-protein kinase H1 homolog
Exons: 4
Coding region: 540-1808 (422 amino acids)
Biological process (GO): protein phosphorylation
Molecular function (GO): ATP binding; protein kinase activity
Source: RefSeq, a predicted model, not a curated record
CAGGAAAAAAGGUGGUCCCACUCCGAAAACACUGUUUCCAAGCGGGCAAUCUCAACUUCAUACUUUUCUAACAGUAUUGCUUCUUCUCUGAAGAGAUACAAGUUAUUUUUGGACUCGGCAUGUUCAUGUUAGCAAACACUGGGGGUAUUCUAUCUUUCCAGUCGGAUUAAAGUUUGAGAAAUCUGCGGUAAAAUGGAGAGAAGAGCUGAAACUGAGGUGAAGAGGCUAGCGCUGGGAAUCUCGUCUUCUAACUCGCUCCAUCGACUGUAACAAAAUCUCUCUUAAGUUACGUCAGUGAUUGCUGGGAAAGCAGAUUCAGCUGACAUCUCACAAGCACACAUGAUUAACAGCACUCUUAAAUUUCAUAACACCUGAAUUUAGGACGUUUCUGGGGUGUCAAUUGGAGAUAUCUCUGAGAGUGGGACCGGAAGCUUCCCUUUGUGGCAUUUGCCGGUGUGGCACUGCACUGUUUACCAAUUGGAUGUUGCCUGGGAGAUGAGAAUGUGCUGCUGGCACCAAGAAGGAAGGAUUUUGAUGUGAUGGGGUGCAGGAAGAGCAAAGUCCUUCCAGAGCCACCCACUGAUGUCCAGCUAGAUCUGGUCAAAAAGGUAGAGCCUCAACACACUGAUGUGUAUAAAAACUUUAUAAAAAGUGAAGGUGGCGGGGAGAAAACAGGCUCACCAUCCCCUCAGGGUCAAAGCCAGGCUGCUUCAAAGGUGAGUCAGUCCCCACCACCAGCUAACAACCAGCCGGAGCCCGCUGAUCCACACCGGAAAAAAGUAGCCAAAUACAGGGCCAAGUUUGAACCUCGAGUGACUGCUAAGUAUGACAUCAAAGCUUUGAUAGGUCGGGGCAGCUUCAGUCGGGUCGUAAGAGUGGAGCACAGGAGCACACGGCAGCCGUAUGCCAUCAAGAUGAUCGAGACACGCUACCGUGAGGGCAGAGAAGUAUGUGAAUCUGAACUUUGCGUUCUGCGACGUGUGCGCCACACCAACAUCAUCCAGCUGAUGGAGGUGUUUGAAACGGCAGAGCGGGUCUACAUGGUGAUGGAGUUGGCCACUGGCGGAGAAUUGUUUGAUCGCAUCAUUGCUCGAGGGUCUUUCACAGAAAGGGAUGCCACACGGGUGCUGCAAAUGGUUCUUGAUGGGGUGAAGUACCUCCACACAUUGGGCAUCACGCACAGGGACCUGAAACCUGAAAACCUGCUUUACUAUCAUCCGGGUGCUGAUUCCAAGAUCAUGAUCACAGACUUUGGCUUGGCCAGCACAAGGAAGAAAGGUGAUGAAUGCCUGAUGAAGACUACCUGUGGAACACCUGAGUACAUUGCACCUGAGAUUCUCGUUCGGAAGCCAUACACUAAUGCAGUAGACAUGUGGGCACUGGGAGUCAUCUCUUACAUAUUGCUCAGUGGUACCAUGCCUUUUGAGGAUGACAAUCGCAUGCGCCUUUACCGACAGAUCCUCAAAGGGAAGUACAGCUUCUUGGGGGAGCCAUGGCCAAGUGUGUCCAACCUUGCUAAAGACUUCAUCGACCGUGUCCUCACGGUGGAUCCUAGUGAACGUCUCACUGCGGGUCAGGCACUUAAACACCCUUGGAUUGUCAGCAUGGCUGCUUCUUCCUCCAUGAAGAACCUGCAGCGGUCCAUUUCCCAGAACCUCCUGAAGAGAGCGUCAUCACGUUGCCACAGCACCAAAUCAGCCCAGUCCACUCGCUCCAGUCGCUCCACAAAGUCGAGCAAGGCACGUCGUGUUCGCGAGAAAGAGCUGAGAGAACUCAAUCGCCGUUACCAGCAACAAUGUAAUGGUUGAGGGCAACUGCAAGCCAUGCAAUGACAAACCAGACUACAUGUGCCCUACAAGUCCAGAUGAGAACAUUGGAGAGAGCAGAACAAUAUUGUGCCUUGACUCAGAUGUCAACUUCCUACGCCAUCAAGUCUGAGCCAAUUAGCAGAAAACCUCCUAAAAUUUUAUCAAUUUUCUAUUUUUCUGCUGUUUCUCUCUUGUAUUACCUUUUAUGUGAGUGUUUUAUUUAUUUAUUGUUGGUUGUAUGUUCAUUAUUACGUUGUCUCAUUGCCUUUUACCUGAUUGUAUCUGUUGAACAGGAUUUUACAAAGUUGCUGGAAGGACUUAUCUUGUUGGCUGUUCUUCCUGAUUUUGCUGGGAAUUAUCCGUUACAGUACCCACAUAGUUGAUUGCUCUUCUAAAGGGGAAAUGUGCUGUUUAUUCAUUAUUAGCAACAAAUCAAAUAGCCUAGUGAUAAUUAAAUGUGCCUUAACAUCAUUUUUUAACACAAGGAAAGGUAAGAAUCAUACUGUUGGUAACAGACAUUAUUCACAGCAGUGUCAUCUUUGAUUUUUGACGGGAAUGACAACGACGCUGUGAGGGAUAGACGUACUGUCUCUUCAAUGGGCUGUAUUGAAGUUUAAAGUGUUUUUGGAUCAUUCCGUGGACAAAACAUUGAACAAAAAAAUAUUUCCAAGAACACUUAAAAAUUUCCAGACAACAUAAGUUGUGGAAAAUCAGAUGUGAUCAAGGAGCUUUUUACAGCUUUAUACCGUUCGUGACAUCAAAGAGGUGGUAAGUCUAUCAUUUACAGCCUCGUUGUCAUUCCAUUAAACUUCAAAGAUGCCGCUAGCGUGAAUAAGGAUGAUUGCUUUGAAGUAAGUAACCACACAGACCACAUUUAUAAUGAUACACACAUGGCAAUCUGGAUAUCAGGACUAUGAACCUGGAUGGCUAAUUCAAGAAUAUCAUUGUGAGCUCUAAGUUCUACUUUGUCCAAUAAGUUUAGUGUUUAGCUAUAGGGGCUUCAACUAUUGCAUCCAGUCUCUAACUAGCUUUAGCUGCAACCCUGGUAUGGAUGCUGAUGUUAAUUAUAUCAACUGUUCAUAUCUAUCGGAAAAUAUGCAAAUAGACAAAAACUGUAGUGAAAUAGUUGACUUUAAAGGGAUAUUUCUCCCCAAAAUUAAUCAUUAUUCACUCAGCGUCAUGUUGUUGUUCCAAACCCACAUGACUUAUUCUUCUGUGGAACACAACAGUUAGACAAAAUGUUAGUCUCAGUCACCAUUUCCUUUAAUUGCAUCUUUUCAUUUUAUUUUAUUCUUUUCAUACAAAGAAGGUGCAUGGUUCCAUCAUUCUGUUAAUUUGUUGUGUUCCAUGGAAGAAACAAAGUCAUAUGGGUUUGGAACAACAUGAAGGUGAGUAAAUUAUGACAUAAUUUUCAUUUUUUCAUCUCAUCAAGUUUGUUAGAAAAAUGAUGGCAGUUGUGCUCUUUGAAGGAUGAUUCUUGGCUAAUACUGUUGGAUUUGUCGUGACAUACAUUCUAGUAAUUAAUCAUACUAACCGAUAUUGAUCACUCUCAGAGUGGUUGAAAGUUGGAAGCCCUAUCGUUAAAUCCUACUUUUGGUUACUUUCUCUGUCCCCAGCUGUUGCUCCUUGAGCAAGGCACUGAACCACCAUGUAGGCCUUUUGGCAGCCUUUUCACUCUUAGCCCGCUUUGUCAGAAAAGAGAAAAUAUGCCAAAGAAAUUCUCACAAGGAACUUUUGAGAUCGGACUUGUGAUUCCUUGUAAAAAAGAAUUACUGUUAAAACUGUGAUGAUAUGAAGCCUUCUUAAAUUAAAUGUUUUUAAAUAUGUUCUUUAUGUCAUUUUAUAAAAUCCUAUAUAAAAAAUGAAAGGAAAAAUCAUUCUGUGUAUUUGCAUUGUGUCCUGUUUCACAGUUAUCCUUGAAUAUGUUUUAAAAUUGAUGCAAAAUUUUUAAAGAUUCUUUGGGAAAAAAUGGCACUAUUACAUUGGUUUUGGAUACUUUAUUUCAAUGACAGUAUUUGACAAAAGAAAUACUUUUAUUUUUGCUUUCUUCCAAAUUGUCACACUUCUAAGCUUGUCUAAUAGUCUCAAAUAUAUAUUUUUCUCCAUUUGCUUAGAUUUAUUAGUUAAAUUUAACACGCUCGGUGUCAAAGUCUAAAGCUAAUUAAAAAUGACUAGAGAUUUUCUGGGUUCAAUACAAGUUAAGUUCAAUCGUCAGCAUUUGUGCCAUAAUGUUGAAUACAACAAAAAGUAAUUUAGACUCGUCCCUCUUCUUUAAAAAAAAAAAAAAAAAAUCUGGGUUACAGUGAUGCACUUACAAUGUAAGUAAAUGUGGCGUACAUUUUUGGGGGGGUUAAAAGCAGAAAUGUGAAGCUUAUAAUUUUAUAAAAGCACUUACAUUCAUUUUUCUGUUAAAACUUGUGUAUUAUUUGAGCUUUAAAGUGUUUUAGGGUUUAGGGCAUUGCAUUGUCAUGGCAACAAAGGUAUAAAAUUAGAUAAACUUUACACAAAAGAUUAGUAAUCAAUUUUAUCACCCUAAAAUCAUGUUAACAUGCAUAUUAUUUACAUUUUUUGGCUAUACUUUUUAAAAAGUAAUUAUUUAAUGUUUACAGAUUGGCCCCAUUCACUUCCAUUGUAAAUGCCUCAAUGUUAUCGAGCAUUUUUGCUUUGUCUAAAGCAAAGAUAAGAGGGACAAGUUGAAAUUAUUUUUGUGGUAAUAAACAUCAACCACAAAUGGUGUCGAUUGAGUUUAAUUUCAAUUUCAACUGAACCCAGAAUAUUGCUUUAACAUUUCAGAAAAUGUUGCUUAAGGGGUCAUUUGAAAGUGGCAAGUCAGCCAUACAGUAUUUUUUAUUUUAUUUUUUAUUUUAAUUAAAUAGAAUCCACUAAAAAGAUUUUAUAAAUCUCAAAAAUGACAACAACAAAAAAGAAGAAAAACUUUAUUCCAUAAUUAAAUGUUUUGGAAGGGCUUCUUUAUCCCAAAUAGUUUUUCUCAAGAAAAGAGCUAUUUUGUAUGUGCAUUUUAUAAUUUUAAUUUAUCUGAUAUGCUAGUAAGUAAAAUUGAGACUAGUAGUGCUCGGAAAAGUGCAAAAAAUAUUUUUAUUAAGUGGAUCAACAACAUGCAUGUAAAAAUUGUGUGUUUGUAGCCAUUAAACUAAUACUGCAACUGUUGCCUCUUGAAUGGAAAUGUUUUGUAUGUUUGUUUGUUUUUUCUUCUUUUUUAAUGAAGAAUAAUGAUAUUUUUCCACAUUAUUCAAAAAAGUGAAAUCAAUAAUAUUUUAUAAAAUUAUGCAAUUAAAGAAUCUAAGAAACAAAUUUCUUGCCAUGCCCA